Molecule: messenger RNA, 940 nt
Organism: Pelodiscus sinensis (Chinese soft-shelled turtle)
Lineage: Eukaryota; Metazoa; Chordata; Testudines; Trionychidae
Source: RefSeq, a predicted model, not a curated record
UCCAUUCAGUUCUGGUGGUGAAGUUAUUACCUAUACAUGGAUUAAUGAGAAAUUCAAACUGUGUUUUAUUGAAUAGGAAAUUUUAUGAAGCUUAUGGGAAUGGUCCAAAAGCCUUUGAACUGUCACAAUUAAACUUUAAAUCCACCUGCCAAAGGUUUGUUGAGAAAUUUAUUGAACUGGAUAAAGAAGGAAAAACUGAGCCAGAAAAAUUGUUUGAAGAAACAGGAAAUCAGCUUUUAGCAGAGGGGAUCAUUCUACGAAGAAAAGGAACAGCAAAUGUAGCACAACAGACUCUUCAAAAGACCAAAACCAGUGAUCUUGGGUUAGAAAUGAAUCUUCAAACCAUGUUCGAGGCAAAAGAGAGGCAGCAACGGAAGCAAGACCAGGAGGAGGAGCAUCUUGAAUCAGCUGACGUGCAGAAGGAAAAUCCUUUGUCCUAAGAGUUCUACGUUUCUCAGCUCUAUUGUCUUGGCUUGUGUUGUAACAUAAUGUUACAUGUUUAUGGCCUCGGAACUGUUGAAUGCCAGUGGUCCAAACUCUAUAAACCCUUUCAUGACAAGAUAUUUACCCAUGGGAGACGUGAUCUAGUCCAGCAGCGAUGCCUUCUGUAACCCUGUGCAAGGCACUUAACGCUUCUGCCUCAAUUUCUCCAUUUGUUAAAUGGCAAUAAUUUUUUGUUACAAAGGUCCUGAGAUUUAUUUUCAUGAAUUGUGUUUUGUGAUGAAAAAAUGCAUGAGAGAUAAUGAAACAAUUAGCAAUUUUAAUUAACGUUUAAUUAAACUUUAAGUGUGUCAUUUCUUUGUGAUGGGGCUUAUCUUCUCUCACAAGAUAGGGUGAAUGGUUUUGUGAUUUGACUCAUCAUUAUUAAAUAAAAAUUCUUGGCUUACUAUAGAAAUGGUGUAUGCUAUAUAGCAUCACCUGCUGUAAUACCUGCAUGAAA